Molecule: messenger RNA, 5451 nt
Organism: Thunnus maccoyii (southern bluefin tuna)
Lineage: Eukaryota; Metazoa; Chordata; Actinopteri; Scombriformes; Scombridae
Gene: sema5ba
Product: sema domain, seven thrombospondin repeats (type 1 and type 1-like), transmembrane domain (TM) and short cytoplasmic domain, (semaphorin) 5Ba
Exons: 25
Coding region: 633-4028 (1131 amino acids)
Biological process (GO): negative regulation of axon extension involved in axon guidance; semaphorin-plexin signaling pathway; neural crest cell migration
Molecular function (GO): chemorepellent activity; semaphorin receptor binding
Source: RefSeq, a predicted model, not a curated record
ACACCUAAAUGCCCAGUGGAGUUGUAUUGCCAGGUUACCCCUGCACACAUACACUGCAGGUAGCCUUCUGUAGAGUCCCAGACAACAACAUCAUGGCCAACCUCUCCCAGAAGCCGUUGUGUGUCUCUCAGGUCCAAGCUGUGAUUCACUCUUAAAACACUGAGUGCUUUGGCGCUGGACGGACGCGCUGUUGCGACACUUCCAGCUCUCCGGGGGUGUUCAUGCGUAGGCUACUUCCCCCCUAUUGCGCCUGCAAAUCGGGCCCAUAUUUCCUUACUCUUCCCCCCUCACUCAUCUCCUCCCCCCUCUCCGUCCCCCUCUCAACCCGGUGGUAUCGUCCGACGCUCAAGGAGAGCCAGAGCGCAGUUGUCGGCUGCAGGUCGCUCGGAGAGGGACGCACACAGCCGCCGAGGACACAAAACACUAGAACCCGUCUCUUAACCUAGCUCUGCUGCUCAGAGUGCGAGUCUCUCCUCAUCUCCCCCUGGCAAUCUCAUCAACUUGGGGAAUAUCUUCGAAGAAUCAGUUUGAAAAGGACAGACGGCCCUCUCAGCCCCGUCCCUACACCCCAGUGAUGCUUAGCUGCUGUAUUCCAGAGGCCCACCUUGGCAGUUAGAGGAGAGGUCAUCACCAUGACAGCAUCCUUGCAGGACUCCAUUCUCCUCUUCCUGCUCCUCUUCCUCCUGACUGUUUUCACACAGAGCUCUGCGGUCCAGACGACCCCAACCCCGUCGUUGUUUGACCCGCUGACCCAACCAGAGUGCACCAAGAAAGAACAUCCCAAAGUCUCCAUCCAAGCGCUCAGUCCGUGGAUUUCUACUUUCUCCCACCCUGGCGUGAGAGACUACUCCCAGCUCACCCUUGACCUGACUAGGAAUGAACUUAUUGUGGGUGCCAGAAACUAUCUGUUCAGACUGGACCUCAGUAACAUGUCGCUGAUACAGGCGACAGAAUGGGCACCGGACGAGGAAACCAGGAGGUCCUGUCAGAGCAAAGGCAAAACAGAGAUUGAAUGUCAGAACUACAUCAGAGUCCUGCUGGUUAACAAGACUGAGGUCAUGACCUGUGGAACCAAUGCUUUCCUGCCCUUGUGUAUUACUCGAGAGGUGGGCAACAUGAGCAGCGUGUUGGAUCGGGUAAACGGCGUGGCGCGCUGCCCGUAUGACCCACGUCACAACUCUACAGCAGUGGUGACGGAGAGCGGAGAGCUGUACGCUGCCACUGUCAUCGACUUCUCCGGCCGUGACCCCGUCAUAUACCGCAGCCUGGGUGGCAUGCCGCCUCUCCGCACCGCUCAAUACAACUCAAAAUGGCUCAAUGAGCCCCACUUCAUCUCAGCCUACGACAUCGGCCUCUUCACCUUCUUCUUCCUGAGGGAGAACGCAGUGGAGCACGACUGCGGCAAGACAGUCUACUCCCGUGUGGCAAGGGUCUGCAAGAACGAUAUCGGCGGGCGAUUUCUCCUGGAGGACACCUGGACCACGUUCAUGAAGGCGAGGCUUAACUGUUCCCGCUCUGGAGAGAUCCCCUUCUACUACAACGAGCUGCAGAGCACCUUCUACCUGCCCGAGCAAGACCUCAUCUACGGCAUCUUCACGACCAAUGUCAACAGUAUUGCAGCAUCUGCAGUGUGCGCCUUCAACCUGAGCGCCAUCACCCAGGCUUUCAACGGGCCCUUCCGCUCCCAGGAGAACCCUCGCUCUACCUGGCUUCCCACGCCCAACCCCAUCCACAACUUUCAGUGUGGUACAAUAAAUGACGAGGGUCCCAACGAAGGUUUGACGGAGCGCAGCCUGCAGGACGCCCAGCGGCUCUACCUGAUGAACGAUGUCGUCCAGCCAGAGUCUGUAGAUCCGCUGAUAAUGCAGGAUGACGUUCGCUUCUCCAACCUGGUCGUGGACAUUGUUCAGGGCAUGGACACCCUCUACCAUGUUAUGUACAUCAGCACGGAAUAUGGCACCAUCCUGAAGGCCCUGGCUACACCCAAUAAGAACCUACAAGGUUGUUACCUGGAGGAGAUGGAGCUCCUCCCCCCGGGGGUGCGUGAACCCAUCCUGAGCCUGCAGAUCCUGCACAGUGACAGGUCACUGUUUGUUGGGCUCAACAAUCGAGUCCUGAAGAUCCCCCUUGAGAGGUGCUCGACCUACAAAACUGAGAUGCUAUGCUUGGAGGCGAGGGACCCCUACUGCGGCUGGGACUUCAGGCAGCGCCGUUGCACAACACUGGAGGACAGCUCCAAUAUGAGCCAGUGGAAGCAGAACAUCACUGUGUGUCCGCUGCGAAACCAGACCACCAAUGGCGGCUUCGGAGCCUGGGCGCCAUGGCAAACCUGCAACAAUGACGACGGGGUGGAUGGUGUGAGCUCCUGCUUGUGUCGCUCCAGGUCUUGCGACAGCCCUGCCCCUCGCUGUGGAGGCAAGAACUGUGAGGGCCCCACCAUUGAAGUCUCCAACUGCUCAAGAAAUGGAGGCUGGACGCCCUGGUCGUCAUGGGGACAGUGCAGCACAACCUGCGGUACAGGCUUUGAGCUGCGCCAGCGUUCCUGCAAUAACCCCUCACCCCGACACGGCGGCCGUGUCUGCGUCGGCCCAAGCAGGGACGAGAGGUUUUGCAAUGAAGGGGUUUCCUGUCCUCAACCGAUCUUCUGGUCCCCGUGGGGCUCCUGGACCAAGUGCAGCACCGAGUGCGGGGGAGGCGUUCACUCAAGGGUCCGCACCUGCGAGAAUGGCAACAGCUGCCCAGGAUGUGCACUGGAAUACAAGGCCUGUAACCUGGAGGCGUGUCCAGAGGUGAAGAGGAACACACCUUGGACACCCUGGAUGCCUGUAAACGUGACACAAGGCGGGGCUCGUCAGGAGCAGAGGAUGCGCUACAUGUGCCGAGCUCACCUGCCCGAUCCCCAUGAGCUGCAGAUCGGACGCAGAAAGGUGGAGACACGCUUCUGCCCCAACGAUGGCACAGCAGCCUGUGAGACUGAUACCCUCGUUGAGGAGCUCCUGAAGACGCCGGUGGUGAGAGUGUCAGGCGCUGGCUGGUCAUCAUGGGAGACCUGGUCGAGCUGCUCUCAGAGUUGCGCCAAAGGUUACCGCACCCGUCGGCGGAGCUGCGCAGGACCAGAGGGGAAGAGCGCCCCAGUCGUCUGUCGUGGUUCACCUGUCGAAUACCAGGACUGUAACGUGCAGGCCUGUCCUGUGAAAGGAGCGUGGUCCUGCUGGUCGUCCUGGUCUCAGUGCUCGGUGGGUUGCGGCGGCGGUCACUACCAACGCACACGCUCCUGUAACAGCCCCGCACCCACCAAUGGAGGAGAUAUCUGUAUAGGACUACACACUGAAGAGGCCCUGUGCAACACACACACUUGUGAUGAUUCUAAUCAACCUCCUUUAUCAGAUGGUUGUGCAGCAAGAAGGGAGCAGAUGACGGAGACUAAGCAGCCUGUCGGUGAGCACCACAAUGAUAGGAAAGGUGGCUGGAUGGCCUGGUCACUGUGGUCAGCCUGUGAUGAUUCAGGCAUGCAGAUGAGGAGUCGGGUGUGUGGAGCUCAGGGCAGCACCCCCUGUAUGGGGAACAGCACUCAGCGCAGAGACUGCAAUGAAAUACCUGUCAUUCUCCCUGCAUCUGGCUUUGAUAAGGACCAGCACUGUGGAGCAUUCACCUCCAUCCACCUGAUUGCUACUGGUGUUUCCUGUUUCCUUGGGGCGGGGCUGCUGUCCUUCCUGAUCUACGUGUACUGUCAACGCUUCCACAAGCCUUCGCAGGAGUCGGCCGUCAUUCACCCCACCACCCCGAACCACCUUAACUACAAGGGUAACACCACGCCAAAGAACGAGAAAUACACACCCAUGGAGUUCAAGACACUGAACAAGAACAACCUGCUGCCAGAUGAAAGGUCCAAUUUCUAUCCAACUCCACUUCAGCAGACAAACGUCUACACCACCACCUACUAUCCAACAGCGCUUGGCAAAUAUGACUACCAGCCCAACUCUUCCCCUUCGCCAUGCAGGACAUAUAACCACAGCAACAACAGCUGAGACGCCCCACAACCGGCUCUCCAAACCCCUUGCCGUUGCCCCAAAUGGACCCCCUUCCCCUAAUGCCAUGGUGACAUAACUGAACCAAUAUGAACUGAAGAGUUUUCUCAGAGCUCGGCUAUGUUCCUCUGUUCGCCACUGUCCCUCUCCUGGCACCCACGGUAUCUUCCACAUGGUAGGGUUUGUGUUUUCAAGAGCAUUUCUGGAACUUUCCAUCAGGAGAUGAGGCUUUUGCAACAAUGCCUGUGUCCUGGAGCUGUUAGGGACUUAUGCAACCAGCUGGGGGUGUGUUAUUGUAAGGGCCUGACUGGAUAUAGCAGUGUCAACCCAGAGCAUCAUGUGGGGAUUCAGUGGAAAACUCUAGACAGAUUGUUACAACCUGAACACUUCAGUGCAGGUGUAGAGUCGAACAUCAACAAUUCCAGAGACGAACAUGAACAGAACAUUUUUAAAAAGUUACAUUUCUCUGGAUGUGGGUCACCCUUUUACAUCUCUCCAUUACAAACCACAUUCUCAGUCCCGGUUACUCAGAACAAACAGCGCUUAUCGUUAUGUCCUUGCCGAAUGGCAAAGAGCGAGAGAACAACAACAAAGGAGAAAACUCAAUGAAGUUGAUGAUGAAAUAAAUUACAGAUCAAUAUCAGCUUCGUUGUUCAGGAGGGAUGCACGCCCCACAUUGUUGAUAUUUCAUGUGACGGAAAAGAUAAGAACAUCAGAGUCAAUGAAGAUUUUGGUCGGCAGUGUGGAGAAGUCACAACACUACACAUCAGCCUGAGUUGUAGAGAAAUAUUCUCUAAACCCGCUGAUGUAAUACGCCUUUUGUGGUCAAAGACAUUAACUGGUAAAGUCAGAGCAAUGGGGAUUGUGGGAAGCGGUCUGAACUGUACAUAAAGCUUUGGGAAUGCCUUGGGUGCCUGUAUGCAAUAGUGGGCAUGGACAAGAUUCGUUUUCUUUCUAUUUCUUCUGUUUUGUUUGGGUUUUUUUUCAAGAACAAUAAAGACUUUUGAAAUGGAAUUGAUUGAUUCUCCAAUUGAUUCUCCAAUGGAUGCAUCGAUUCUACUGAGUGCUAAAUAGCUCGGUGGUCAUAUCAAAUAUGGCCAGUGUGCUGAACAACUGGAUUGGGUUUUCUAUGAUGAUAGAAUAAGCUAGUAGACUGGCACUUGUUUUUUUUUAUGUUUCUUUUUUAAAGAUGAUAUUUGUUUUAUGCUCAGACGAGCCGUAGCAUAGGAGGAAAUAUUUUGUUAAAUAAGAUAUAGCUGAUUAAUUCUUGUUUCUCUAAUUUCACCUCACUGAUUGAACACAUUCCUUUGUUUUCUUGAUUUUUCGGCAGUUCGGUAACCAUUCCAUCUUCAGUUCAUGAAAUGUUGUUAACACAAAGAUAAAAUGAUAAACAUUGUCGAUGUGUUUUUUUUUUUUUUUUUUU